UCUUCUCUGUCCAUUUUCUGCACUCUCUCUCUCUCUAAGAAACCUCUUGUCUCUUUCUUUUUUCUCUUUCUUUAUUUAAGAUCUCAGAGAGAGAGAGAGACAGUUGAAGAAGAUGGGUGGGAAGAGGUUUGCGGUGUUAUUGUGUGCGGAGGAUUCAGAGUACUCGAGGAAGAAGUACGGAGGGUAUUUUGGGAUUUUCGUGAGAAUGCUGGCGGAGGAAGGGGAGAGGUGGGAUGUGUACAGGGUGGCGCGUGGAGAGUUUCCGGAGGAUGAUGAGGUGGCUUUAUAUGAUGGAUUUGUCAUCACAGGAAGCUGCAAUGAUGCACAUGGCAACGACCCUUGGAUCCAUGACCUUCUCGCUCUCCUUAACAAAUUGAACACUAUGAACAAGAAAAUCCUUGGCAUUUGCUUUGGCCACCAGAUACUUGGGCGUGCAUUGGGAGGGAAGGUGAGCCGUUCUCCCACUGGUUGGGACAUCAGUGUCAGAACCAUUAACUUGUCAUCAUCUUCAUCAUUGGCUUUGUCAUCUCUCAAGUUGCCAUCAAGGCUUUCCAUAAUCGAAUGCCACCGUGAUGAGAUACGAGAGCUCCCUGCAAAAGCAGAGGUGAUUGCUUGGUCUGAAAAGACAGGAAUUGAGAUGUUUAGGUAUGGAGAUCACAUCAUGGGCAUCCAAGGCCACCCUGAAUACACAUAUGACAUCCUUUUGCACCUUAUUGAUCGUCUUAUUCAACGCAGUUUCAUCAUGGAAUCUUUUGCUGUGGAGGCAAGGGUUAAGGCAGCAUUGUGGGAGCCAGAUAAAGAGGCAUGGAAAAGACUGUGCAUUAGUUUUCUCAAGGGUCGAUUAUGACAAUUAAAGAGUAACAUGUGAUGUGAAAGAGGAAAACAAGGAAUUUUUGUAAGUGAGAAAUGAUAUUUUUAAAUAUUAAUAUGUUAGAGAAGAAGCAUAGGGAAAUCAAUGCCUGUUGCGCGAUAAUUCACAGUUUUGGAACAAUGUGUGAAGUCAAUUUGCCGGUAUUACACAAGAAUUAUCCUA
Gastrolobium bilobum is the source of this 1033-nucleotide messenger RNA. RefSeq names its product gamma-glutamyl peptidase 5-like. The transcript is spliced from 4 exons. NCBI's taxonomy places the organism in Eukaryota, Viridiplantae, Streptophyta, Magnoliopsida, Fabales, Fabaceae. Gene Ontology annotation, cellular component: cytosol. The coding region runs from base 113 to 847 and encodes 244 amino acids. The record is from RefSeq and is a predicted model, not a curated record.